Messenger RNA from Penicillium daleae, 483 nucleotides. RefSeq lists its product as uncharacterized. The coding region runs from base 1 to 483 and encodes 160 amino acids. The record is from RefSeq and is a predicted model, not a curated record. NCBI's taxonomy places the organism in Eukaryota, Fungi, Ascomycota, Eurotiomycetes, Eurotiales, Aspergillaceae. The transcript has 2 exons.
AUGCCUUCCAAAGCCAAAAGACCACGCAUCGCAGGUUCGCAGGCCACAGCCAACCCUGGCACGGGCGACAACCCUGGACCGAGGACGGAGGACAUGACUAAGAAGAAGAAGGCCCCCUCGGAGUUUAUCACAAAACACAAGGGCAAAGGCGUUGGCUCACAAGCCAGCUUCAGCCUGCUGGCAUACACCGACAUGAUCCUUAGCAAGGCGAAUACCAAAUUCCAACCCCCUAAGGUUAAGCUCGAAGUUCCGCCCUUAGAUGGUACUCAUUCCAGCUAUUGGAGCUUGAGCGAUCACCAAGCAACUAGCACGCUGAAUAACUGCAUCAACCUCUGCGCGUCAUAUAAUGAAAUCAAUGAGACAAAGAGUACUGGAAAAAUGUUUGUUCUUCGGUUUGCUGGAGGAAUGGAUUCGUCAAUGAUGAUUGGCCAGGCCAAUGUUUUGGGUACGCAGGGAACAAUAACUCGUACAGCGGGGGUUUAA